Molecule: messenger RNA, 2064 nt
Organism: Microdochium trichocladiopsis
Lineage: Eukaryota; Fungi; Ascomycota; Sordariomycetes; Xylariales; Microdochiaceae
Product: AAA domain-containing protein
Exons: 5
Coding region: 1-1839 (612 amino acids)
Molecular function (GO): helicase activity
Source: RefSeq, a predicted model, not a curated record
AUGGACGAGGACGUGUGCGGCAUAGCAACGCACCUUUUGGGGCUGAGCACGAAUGCGAGCCCAUCAGAGGACAACGAUGCAAUGGAGUUGGACGCAGAAGCAGCCAUGGACCAUGAGACCCAGCUCGCGCUCAACGACAGCCAGAGAAACGCGGUGCGCAAAGUGGCUGAAGAGCUGAGGCCAUACACACUAGACGGCAUGGUGGGCACAGAGAUAUACGACUCACACGUGGCCAUGCGCGAAGCCAAGAGACGAAUGAAAGCCUGCCGUGUUGCCUUUUCGACCUGCAUCGGCGCAGGUAUCGGCUUGCUGCGAUCUGAGGAUUUCGGCAUCGUCAUCGUCGAUGAAGCGUCCCAACAGACGGAGCCGGCUUCUCUGGUACCACUGACCAAGGGCUGCAAGCGAGCUGUUCUAGUAGGCGACCAUGUGCAGCUUCGCCCGACGGUGCAACCAGUCACGCUGCCCUUGGGGUACGACGUGUCUCUGUUCGAACGUCUUUACACCUUGUGCACCAACUCGCAGACAAGCGGCAAUCGCUUGGCAGGUGUGCAGACGUCGAUGCUCAAUACACAGUACCGUAUGCACAAGUCAAUCUGCGAGUUCAGCUCGGAAGAGUUCUACCAAGGGGAGCUCAGAACAGGCAUGGCAGCUGAUCAGAGGGUUCUGGCCGUGUCUGCUUUCCCUUGGCCCCGAAGCUCUGUUUCCGGACAGUUUGUGCGGACAGUCUUCAUCGAAUGUGAUGGUCACGAAGACAUUGGCCAGAAGUCCAAACGCAACCAGGCCCAGGCAGAACUGUCUAGCCAACAGCAACGCGCAGAUGACGAGCAGCGACGCGCAGACAACGAGCGGCGACGUGCAGACAGCGAGGGGCAACGCGCAGAGGAUGUCACAGCCCAAUGCCGCCAGACAACAUUAGCUGAACACAUCACCAACUGCCACGAUUAUCUCGACCUCAAUAUAACCGUCAAGCCCAACAACUCCCUCCCUUCGAAAGGAACCAUCACAAACCCUCAGGAUAAAUUGGUGUCUUCGACACUCAAGCCAUGGACCGACUUUCUCGAGCAACAAAAAUCAAUUCAUGGAAGACUGUACUCGACCUUUCCUGCAGACAAGCAGGCCUUCGAAAGUGUUACCUUCCUCGAGGAGCUCGGUGAACGGCUCAGAAGGAAGAAGAUAGCGAACGAGCGCGAUCUUGAAUCAGUUCAGCACAACAUCGUCCAGACCCCCGUCACCAACAUUGUCGAGAUCCUCAAAGACCACGAUGCGACAAAGCGAGCAUUCGCUCUGGGCCGAGGCCUCACUUUCGACAAUCAUCCAAACGCGCUUAGUGAAAUGGCGCUGACGAACCAACACAACGACGUGCGAUAUCCGAUUCGAACCAGCUUCGCGCCGACCGGGGUUGUCGCUGCCGCUGUUUCCCAGAUAUAUCACUGCAUGAUCAUUGGCGGUCUUGCGUACAGCUAUGGUACAACUGGCGAGGCAAUCAUCUUCUUGAAAAUCGACUGGAAGACUCCGGAGCAAUUGCUGUUCCAACUUGCGGAGCCACGAGUGGAGGUGCUGGCGCAUCCCGACAAUGCCCUAUGUCGCACAGCUGUCAGUAAGGUACUUGCCUUCACCCUGCUGGCAAUCGAGGAACAACAUUCCAACCUCGGGCAGGAUGAGCGCUCCCGGGUCAUGGAGCACAUUGGACGGUGGUUUGCGGACCAUGAUGCCAUGCUAAAGCUUGGUCCAGAGAGUUCUCAACAUGCCGGCCAGCGCCAGGCGAAGGUAUUGACGACGAGCCUUCUGAUCAAUCAGACGGUGGAAGCGAUGGCACUGUACAGAGAAGUCCCAGCUUAAGACAUCCACGCCGUUGUCUACAGCCACGGCAACAACGACCCGACGCGAGCACUGUGUCAUCACCCGUACCCUAUUGUCUGGAAAAAGUCAAAGAGUGUGGGAAGCGAACACCAAUUGGGACCUCCGCCGUAGAAUCCGAGAGGAGGGAGAUUCGUUCAAUUCGUGACAAGUGCGGGAAGGUUUGUUGGCAUGACCCGAUUUUGUAUGCAGACUCCAAACCAGGCC